This is a messenger RNA of Phascolarctos cinereus (koala), 2661 nucleotides long. RefSeq names its product Aly/REF export factor (gene ALYREF). NCBI's taxonomy places the organism in Eukaryota, Metazoa, Chordata, Mammalia, Diprotodontia, Phascolarctidae. Gene Ontology annotation, molecular function: mRNA binding. Gene Ontology annotation, cellular component: nucleus. Gene Ontology annotation, biological process: mRNA export from nucleus. The record is from RefSeq and is a predicted model, not a curated record.
AGCGCCCUCAACCUUCGGCUGGGAAGGAAGUGACGCGCCGACGUACUGACGCGCGGGGUUCGUGCCGAGGCCCCGAUUCCGCGCCCGCCAUGGCCGACAAGAUGGACAUGUCCCUGGACGACAUCAUUAAACUCAACCGGAGCCAGCGGGGCGGACGCGGCGGGGGCCGGGGCCGAGGCCGGGCCGGGGCCCAGGGCGGCCGCGGCGGCGGGGGCGCGCAGGCGGCAGCCCGCGUGAGCCGGGGCGGGGGGCCCAUCCGGAAUAGGCCGGCCAUGGCCCGCGGAGGCGCCGGGGGCGGCGGCAGGAACCGACCCGCGCCCUACAGCCGACCAAAACAGCUUCCAGAUAAGUGGCAACACGACCUGUUCGACAGCGGCUUUGGAGGCGGGGCUGGCGUCGAGACCGGUGGCAAAUUGCUGGUCUCCAAUCUGGAUUUUGGGGUCUCAGAUGCGGAUAUUCAGGAACUAUUUGCUGAAUUUGGAACUCUGAAAAAGGCAGCUGUACAUUACGAUCGGUCUGGCCGGAGCUUAGGAACAGCAGAUGUUCACUUUGAGCGAAAAGCAGAUGCUCUGAAGGCCAUGAAACAGUAUAAUGGUGUCCCUUUGGAUGGUCGCCCUAUGAAUAUUCAGCUUGUUACAUCACAGAUUGAUACACAACGAAGACCUGCACAGAGUGUAAAUAGAGGUGGAAUGACUAGAAACCGUGGCUCUGGGGGUUUUGGUGGUGGAGGCAGCACCCGGAGAGGCACUCGUGGAGCAAUAGAGGACGAGGCAGAGGGACUGGAAGAAAUUCGAAACAACAGCUUUCCGCAGAAGAACUAGAUGCACAAUUGGAUGCUUAUAAUGCCAGGAUGGAUACCAGUUAAAGUAGCCAACAUAUUCCCUGCAUGGAACAGGACCCAGGAAUCUCAUUCUUUACCCUUUCGAUGGAGGGCGGAGUAGAGGACUGUGGCUCUGCUGUCAAUGAUGGAUUUGUUUCUUUUAUGUUUCGAAAUAGGAUUUAAAACUCAUGUAAAGGUUUUUUUUUUAAUUCUGAAACAGACCUGUUUUGUACCAAGUUAUUUUUGGGAUAAAUUUUACUGGUUGCUGUUGUGGAGAAGGUGGCGUUUUCACCUUUGCCAUAAUAAAAUGGAAAUGUGUGUAGAAGUGGAACUGUUUGCUUCAUCCCACUGCUAGUGGGCUGUGUACGUGGCACAGAACUUUCAUGUCCGAGUUGGUAUGUUGCUGAGUAGACUGGAUGAAUAGCUCCCAUUGGGAUUGCUAUUUGGUCUUACCAUACCAUGCCAUUCAAAAAAAUGAAUCGUAUUUUGAGAACCCUAUUCCUGGCCCGCCUGUGUACAGUAGGGUCUCAUGUUUUUAGAGGUAAAGUUCAAAAGGAUAGAUUGGUUAUGAAAAAUGAUUAUAAAUUUAUUCAUCAUGAGACAGUGUUAAACUUUUAUGUAGAUGAAAGAGGUUACUCAUCAACAUUUGGAACUAUGAAAGGUUUCUGAAAUUUGAUUUUUCACUUUUUGAAAAAAUUUUGCAACAAUACUGGUUUUCCUUGUGGUCUCUUUAUGCUUUUUGGGACAAGGAAUUAGGGGAUAGUUAACUAAUUUCUUGGGCACAGAGCAUAAUACCUCCAUAUCUGGAAAGCUGGUAGUCUACAGUAGGCAGGAUGACAAGCUAACAUUUGUUUAUUCUCCUUUGAACAGGAUCAUUUCUGAUCCCAAGCCAAAACUGCCUAGUUUGUUAACAAUGCUGUACCAGUGUGCCCUGUAUUUCUAUUGAAAAAUUAGUAGCCCAUUUCUCAGAUUACCUGCCUCUUCCCUUUCCUAAUAUUUUUAAAGUAAACUCAAAAUGCUCCCUGGCACCCCUGUUCAGAGGGAGUGUUUUUUUUUGUGUACUAGUAAUAUAACUGAAUCUUAAAUUGCUUCACCCUUGUGCUUUGUGGUUCACUGGAAUAUUCAAAAGAGAAAAAAAUAUUUCUUGCUUACUCAGGAAUUAUUUAUAAAAUGCAUGGAAUUUAUCAGAGUGAGCUGGGCUGGUAAACCUCAGCUGACCAAUGUUGUGAAUUGAGUUAAGGAUUUAAGGAUGUCAGGCUACUUUUACAGGUACUCCAUGUAUACCAGAGGCCUUUCACCAAGCAGAACUGUACCAGUGUCCUAUGGAUAAGAAGCAGGUGGAAAGUCCGUCUGGCCCAAAGGACAAGAGUGCCCAAAAAGUCUCAGUGGCAUGACUCAAGCUGCCAUGAGUCAUGCUUAAAGUAGGAAACUUGGCUAAAUGGAUGGCCCUCUUAAAGUUAGAUACACAGCUAAUUAUCAUGAGGUCUGUGGCCUCCCUUUAGUAGCUUUUCUUUCUUCCUAUGGGAACUGGUACAGAAUGUGGAAGUUUUGUGACUACCAAACAACUCAAAAUAGAAGUUCUUUGAGGCCCUGAAGCUCCACUUUCAAGAUCUUGGAUAACAGCGGGCUAGUAGCUAAUUGUUAGGAACCCAAAGAGAGAGGCUAAGGCUAAGCUACCACCAACCCUAGCUCUGUUGUCUCUUGGCCUAUGGCUAGGAUUGAGCAACUUGUAUGAUCCCUGAGUGAUAAGGAAUAUAAUGGAGAUAAAUGUAGUCUUAAGACUUGGGUUAAAAAAAAAAUUGAUUUCACAAGCGAACGAUAAAGGCAUGUACAGACUUUGA